Messenger RNA from Penicillium cosmopolitanum, 498 nucleotides. RefSeq lists its product as uncharacterized. Bases 1 to 498 code for a protein of 165 amino acids. The record is from RefSeq and is a predicted model, not a curated record. The transcript has 2 exons. Lineage: Eukaryota; Fungi; Ascomycota; Eurotiomycetes; Eurotiales; Aspergillaceae.
AUGACAUUUGCCAAUAUAGCUUACAUUACUCUUCUUGCUGCAUACAAACUCUGGCUGAUUCGGUUCCUGGAAAACAUCUACCGAUCCGAAAUGUAUAGCCACGACAGUUUUAUGGAGAUUCUGAUUGGGAUUUCUAUGCUUAAAUUCGCAUUUCUUCAUUAUGUUUAUAUCCGGGGGAACAAAAACAUUCCAUCUCAACCCUCGUACCGGAAUCAGGACGAGCCACAGACUCGGAAAGAACCCGAAUCGACGAAUUGCGAAUGUUGUUUCUUCAACUGGGUCAGGCGCGAUCCAGAGUCAGCUCCAGAGCGGACUCUUGAGCAUAGUCUCGACUCGAGUUCGACAUGGGCCGUUGCUUCACACGUCUCUUCUUUGGACCUUGACGGAGGCACAUUAGUCAACGAUGGCUUGGUUGAACUUGACACGGCGGAGUGCCUGGAGGAUCCUGACCAUGAAAUUCACCUUUCGUUUGAAGGUCCAUGCGGGGUUAUACUGUGA